This is a messenger RNA of Lotus japonicus, 2080 nucleotides long. RefSeq names its product homeobox protein SBH1-like. The record is from RefSeq and is a predicted model, not a curated record. The transcript has 4 exons. Gene Ontology annotation, cellular component: nucleus. The coding region runs from base 710 to 1840 and encodes 376 amino acids. NCBI's taxonomy places the organism in Eukaryota, Viridiplantae, Streptophyta, Magnoliopsida, Fabales, Fabaceae. Gene Ontology annotation, biological process: regulation of DNA-templated transcription. Gene Ontology annotation, molecular function: DNA-binding transcription factor activity, RNA polymerase II-specific; DNA binding.
AUCCAAGACCAAGAAUGGAGUGAGAGAGAUAGAAAGAACGUUGAUUCCGUGCCCCAUAAACCCAUCCAUCUAUCUCUCUUCUCCAUCCAUGGUCAGUCAGUAUAGUAGUAGUUUUAGGUAACUUGUUUUGUAUCCCUCGAUUUGAUCGAACCCUACUCACUCAUCUUUCUCUCUACUGCUUGAGUUGCCAGUAAUGGCAGGGUAUCAGUGGCAGUGCAGGAAAAGAGAGUUUUCAUUGGGAAGGUAACACCCCUUUUUUUGCCCCAGUACUGUCUUACUUCAACCCUCUCACCCUCUCCUUCUUCGGUAAUAACUUUGGAAACUUAUCCUUCUGAUCCCCCGCGUGCACUGUAUGCGUAACCUUGUAAUAACCACCAGAGCAAAGCCUGAGACAACGUUGAUUAGUACUCAAAUUAACUCUCACUCAUUUUCCAAAGGAAAUAUCAUCCCCACAGCAGGCUUUAUCAGAAAAGCCAAGAGGGAAAACCUCUGUAGCUACCUCUUCAUUAACUAUAGCCUCCACUAUCACUAUUUAGGAUUUUCUGUAAAAAGCCUCAUACUUUUCACCAUAAAUCCCGGGAGAGACAACAGACCUGAAAGAAAGACAUACAUAGAGAGAGAAACAAAAUUAGAGGUACUAGAAGGUUUUCUUUCCCUCCUUGUUAUAAGGGUUGUGAACUGUAGUGAGUGAGUGAGUGAGAAGUGAGCAAUGGAAGGUAAUAAUUCUAAUUGUAAUGGCCCUUCUUCUUCAUAUUUGAUGGCUUUUGGAGAAAACAGUGGUGGGCUAUGUCCUAUGUCUAUGAUGAUGAUGCCUUUAGUCACUUCUCAUCAUCAAAUAAAUCCUCCAAAUCCUCAUCAUCAUCAUAAUAAUAACAAUAAUAAUGCAAACACAAACAACUGUCUCUUCCUUCCCAUUCCUUCUUCCACCAACUGCAAUAGCAGUGCAAGCCCUUCCAUCAUGCUUGAUAAUAACACCACCCCUACCAACAACCCUGGGUUAGGAUAUUACUUCAUGGAGAGUGACCACCACCACCACAACAACAACAAUGGAAGCUCCUCUUCCUCUUCUCCAGCUGUCAAGGCCAAGAUCAUGGCCCAUCCUCUCUACCAACGCCUCCUAGCAGCCUAUGUCAAUUGUCAAAAGGUGGGAGCACCACCAGAAGUGGUGGCGAGGUUGGAAGAAGCGUGCGGUUCUGCGGUGGGGAUGGCCGGUGAUGCUGUUGGGUCAGGUUGUAUUGGUGAAGAUCCAGCUCUGGAUCAGUUCAUGGAGGCUUACUGUGAGAUGCUGACCAAGUAUGAGCAAGAGCUCUCCAAACCAUUAAAGGAAGCCAUGCUCUUCCUUCAAAGGAUCGAGUUUCAGUUCAAAAAUCUCACAGUUUCUUCUGACGUUGGUUGUAAUGAGGGCACUGAAAGGAACACUGGAUCAUCUGAAGAGGAUGCUGAUCUAUACAACAUGAUAGAUCCUCAGGCAGAGGACAGGGAAUUAAAGGGUCAGCUUUUGCGUAAGUAUAGCGGAUACUUGGGGAGUUUGAAGCAGGAAUUCAUGAAGAAGAGGAAGAAAGGAAAGCUACCAAAAGAAGCAAGGCAACAAUUACUUGAAUGGUGGAGCAGACAUUACAAAUGGCCUUACCCAUCUGAAUCACAGAAGCUGGCACUGGCAGAGUCAACAGGUUUGGAUCAGAAACAAAUAAACAACUGGUUUAUCAAUCAAAGGAAACGGCACUGGAAGCCUUCAGAGGAUAUGCAGUUUAUGGUUGUGGACCCAAGCCAUCCUCACUAUUACAUGGAUAAUGUUAUGAGUGCUCCCUUUCCCAUGGAUCUCUCCAACCACAUGCUCUAGAAAUUAUGUGGAUUUAAUGCAAAACUGUAAGGGAUUAGUAAAAACCUUGUAUUAUCAUAUAGUAAUAUGCGUAUAUGUAGAGAUCAAUUAAGCAAUAUUGUAAAGUCCUCCAAGAUCAAUGUGCAAAUAGUGCGUUAGUUAGCUUCUAGAUGGAUCAAGUGUGCAUCGUCUACUUAAGGAAAACCAUGAAAAUAAAAUUUAUAUAUGGAGUUAUGAAUAAGUUAAGUUUAUUGAUACGCA